Molecule: messenger RNA, 744 nt
Organism: Helobdella robusta
Lineage: Eukaryota; Metazoa; Annelida; Clitellata; Rhynchobdellida; Glossiphoniidae
Exons: 6
Coding region: 1-744 (247 amino acids)
Molecular function (GO): protein binding
Source: RefSeq, a predicted model, not a curated record
AUGUUCAAUUUUGAGACCAUCAUACCAACAAUAUUUACUACAUCGUGCUGUUUACAAACUUGCUCACAAGUGCAGAAAAAUAAUGACGAUCCCUUGACUCGAAAAAACGGAUCGCUUUUUCUAACGAAGAACCAGAAGUCAAUGAAGCCAUUGAUUCCAGACAUCAAUGGGACGACUGUUGUCCUGAGAAACCUGCCACAGCACACCAACAAACCUGGCUGUCCCAUCAUCGGCUACAAAGUCAGAGUGAAGCAGGAGGGAGCAAAGAAGCCACAGGUACGAGAGGUCAGCGGCGUUCGAAAUACGAUCACCCUCCAGUACAUGCUGCCCAACGCUACCUACCACAUCAGACUCAUCAGUGUCCAGUGUGACGGGAAGGUGAAGACGAGCAAGAGGCUGACCGUUACAAUACCUGAUCCACAUCUUUCAGAUAUCGGAAAGCCAGCGAUCGUCAACUUUAAAGGGAAUGCCGAUUCGAUAUAUUUGGCGUGGGAACCUCCCAACAGUUCCAUUGCAAUCCGCGGUUACAUAGUGGGCUAUGGCGAGGGGGUACCUGAUGUGAACUGGCAGUACCUCGACGUCACACAACGAAACAUCACCAUCAGAAAUCUAAAGAAGAACACCCAGUAUCUGAUAACGUUGAGAGCCUUCCACAACGACAACGUACGCGGUCCACCAGCCAUGGAACUCAUCAACACUGUCAAAGAGAAAGGUCUUCUGCCACAUUUUUCAACUUCAUCCUAA